Messenger RNA from Trametes versicolor FP-101664 SS1, 312 nucleotides. RefSeq lists its product as uncharacterized. The transcript has a single exon. NCBI's taxonomy places the organism in Eukaryota, Fungi, Basidiomycota, Agaricomycetes, Polyporales, Polyporaceae. The annotation marks the transcript as partial. The record is from RefSeq and is a predicted model, not a curated record.
AUGGAGCUCCGUACCGAAGUCAUCGGCGAGUUUCGUGAGUGCCAAUGGCACGCUCUUUCCACCGUCCAGCUGCUCACGAUGAUGCUAGGCAGACUCACCGGCAUUGACGACGCGAACCUCAGCUAUUCGGAGAAGCUAUACGCAAAGAACACCGUCAUCAGAGACGGGUGGAAGCUGUGCGGAUGGCCGAAGAAGAUUCCGUUCACGGACUUCAACAGCAUCCGGGGAGGGAACACGGCGCUGUGCACGCUGCUCCGUCGCUGGCGGAAGGGCGUUCUGAGGUUCGAGCGUGCGACCCCCGAGGACAUCGAG